AUGGUUCUCGGCAAGACCAAGUCGGCGGAGAAUGACCAGACUCGGACCAUUGCUGAAGCAGGAACUUCUGAUACUGGGCAGCUGCUCCAGAGCCCGAUCUCUCAGCGAUGGCGGCCACACCAAGCCCAGAGAUCACGGUCGACGUGGCUCUGCUUUUUUCUUCCAGGAGGUCGAACUGGGAGGUCUCCCUAUUUCAAUACGCUUCGAUCGGGUCGUUUGCCUUCAGCACUGGAGCUCUUUGAUUACCCUCGUCAUUCCAGUGGCGUGGCUAUUUUUGAUGAUGUUUGCUUAGCUCGCUCAACUUGGUGA
Messenger RNA from Durusdinium trenchii, 309 nucleotides. Lineage: Eukaryota; Dinophyceae; Suessiales; Symbiodiniaceae. The record is from the annotation of a GenBank genome assembly.